Messenger RNA from Zymoseptoria tritici IPO323, 1031 nucleotides. RefSeq lists its product as uncharacterized. The transcript has 2 exons. Gene Ontology annotation, molecular function: zinc ion binding; oxidoreductase activity. Lineage: Eukaryota; Fungi; Ascomycota; Dothideomycetes; Mycosphaerellales; Mycosphaerellaceae. Gene Ontology annotation, cellular component: mitochondrion. The record is from RefSeq and is a predicted model, not a curated record. Bases 18 to 1031 code for a protein of 337 amino acids.
AUCACUCCAACCACAAUAUGCGUGCCAUCCAAGUCAAAGAAUACGUCCAGGGCCCCCGCGACCUAACCGUAACCACCCUCCCCGACCCCACCCCCUCCCCGGACCAAUACCUCAUCUCCGUCCGCGCCUGCGCCGCCAACUUCUUCGACCUCCUCCAAAUCCGCGGCAAAUACCAACACCAACCUCCCCUCCCCUGGGUCGCCGGCGCCGAAUUCAGCGGCGUCAUCCUCUCCACCCCCAAGAAUGCUUCCAACAAUUCGAGGUUCAAAGUCGGAGACAACGUCUUCGGCUCCGGACAAGGUGGCUAUGCGUAUAAAGUCUGCGCUGCCGAGUCGCAGUUGCAACCCAUGCCGAGUGGGUGGAAUUUCGCGGACAGUGCCGGGUUGUUUGUGACGAUGCCGACGAGUUAUGCGGCGUUGGUGGAUCGUGCGAAUAUCAAAAAGGGGGACUGGGUGCUGGUACACGCCGCGGCGGGAGGAGUGGGACUGGCAGCUGUGCAGAUCGCCAAAGCGUUCGGAGCAACCGUCAUCGCAACAGCGGGUACAAAGGAGAAGUUGGAAGUCGCGAAACGUUUCGGUGCGGAUUACGGCGUGGACUACCGACGAGACGACUGGCCGGCGCAAGUCCAAGCUCUCACGCCGAAGAAGCGCGGCGUGGACAUCGUCUACGACCCCGUGGGACUCAUCGAGAAGUCGACCAAGUGCAUCGCGUGGAACGGCCGGCUCAUCGUCGUGGGAUUCGCGGGCGGGCCGAUCGAGAAGAUGGCCACCAAUCGGAUUCUGUUGAAGAACAUCGCCGUGACGGGACUGCAUUGGGGCGCGUAUGCGAAGUUUCAGCCCGAGAGGAUCCCCGAGGUGUGGGUGGAGUUGUUGCGGUUGAUGGAGGAGAAGAGGAUUGUCGCGACGAAUUAUUCGGAUAAGAGGUAUAGUGGGUUGGAGUCGGUGCCGGAGGCGUUGGAGAGUUUGGGAUCGAGAGGGACGUGGGGGAAGGUGGUGAUUGAUUUGCCGGAGGUGAAGGAGAGUAAGUUGUAG